CCGGAGGCGGGGUCCCCAAGCUGCGCCCGCGCCCCUGGCGCGCCAGUCCCGGGGCUGCAGGGAGCGCAGCGCGCGCCGCCCGGGCCCCGGCACUGUUCGCCCUCCAGACACGAUCCUCCCGGAGCCAGGACCGUGGCCACCUUGGCCACUGCGCCGGACGCGCCCCCAGCCGCGCGGGACGCCACAGCGGACGCGACUUCCCCGCGCCGGACAUCGCUCCCCGCUGCCUUCUCCCGCCCGGACGCCGUCCCCUCCCCCUCCGUGGGCCCCCACCGCGUCCCCUGCAUCCCCUAGGGGUCCUUGACACCCGGCGCUGGACGUCGCCGCCCCCUGUCCCUCUGCGCGCCAGAGCCCCGCAGGCUCCGCGACCCCGGCCCCGCGCCCGAUGCCUCUCCCUGGGGGGCUGUGGUGGCUCCUAUGCUGCCGCCGGGGCUUCACCCUGCUGCACCGCGACUACGGCGACGGCGAACUCUGUGGGGACGGGGACGAGGACGAAGACGAAGAGAGCUUCGAGCUGCGGAUCCCGAGUCCGGCGGGCGGCGGGAGGAGUCCCCUGGAGGUGGCGCUGACUCAGCCUGGGAGGAGCGGGCCGGUCUCUGACAGGCUGCAGAGCUGGGAGGAGACUAGGAGCCUCAUCCCAGAGAAGGGACUGCAGGACGACGACCCCGACGUGGUUGUGAAAGGCUGGUUAUACCGAGAGCCCCGAAGAGGAGGGGCGCGGCCAUGGCUGCCCCCACGCCGAGCCUGGUUCGUGCUCACGCGUGAUUCCCUGGACCAGUUCAGCAGCAGUGGGAAGGGUGCAAGGCGCCUGGGCAGCCUGGUGCUCACCAGCUUGUGCUCUGUAAGCGGCCCAGAGCGCAGGCCCAAGGAGACUGGUCUGUGGUCCCUGACUGUGUCUGGCCGCAAGCACAGCAUCCGCCUGUGUUCCCCGCGCCAGGCCGAGGCCGAGCGCUGGGGGGUGGCCCUGCGGGAUGUGAUCUCCUCCAAGGCACCCCUGGAGACGCCCACCCAGCUCCUGCUCAGGGACAUCCAGGAGAGUUGCGGGGACCCAGAGGCAGUAGCCCUCAUCUACCGGCGGAACCCCAUUCUGAGGCACACCAGUGGGGCCCUGUAUGCCCCGCUCCUGCCCCUGCCCUACGGAGGGGGCGCUCCAGGUCCUGGCUAUGCACCCCUGCGAGAGGAGGCGGUGCGGCUGUUCCUGGCGCUGCAGGCGCUAGAGGGGGCGCGGCGGCCUGGGCCCCUGAUGCAGGGCGUGCUGCAGACCUGCCGGGACCUGCCUGCGCUCCAGGAUGAGCUCUUCCUGCAGUUGGCUAAGCAGACCUCGGGCCCCGCGGGUCCUCCCGGGCUCCCCGCUGCGCAGGACCCCGCCACCUUGCGCUACUGGCAGCUGCUCACCUGCAUGAGUUGCACCUUCCGUCCUGGGGGCGCUGUCCGGGGCCAUCUCCUGGGGCACCUGGAGAGGACGGAGCAGGCACUCCCCGACUCCGAGCUGGCGGAGUACGCACGCUUCAUCCGCAAGGCGCUGGGCCGCACGCGCGGCCGAGAGCUCGUGCCAUCUCUAGCCGAGAUUGCUGCGCUGAGCCGGCGGCAGGAGCUGCUGUGCACCGUGCACUGUCCGGGCGCUGGGGCCUGCCCGGUGGCCAUCGACUCGCAUACUACCGCGGGAGAGGUGGCUCGGGAGCUCGUCGGGCGGCUGGGCUUGGCGCGGAGCCGCAACGUGUUCGCGCUGUACGAGCUGCGCGGGGCCCAGGAGCGCGCCCUGGCCGGCGGCGCCAUCGUGGCCGACGUGCUCACCAGGCUUGAGAAUUUGGCGGCCGAGGAAAAUGGGUCGCAGGACUCGACAGACUCGGGGUGGAAACUCAGCCUGCGCCUCCAUGGACCCCUGCACCCCGAAGGACUGUGCCCCGACGGCCACCAGCUGCCGUUCCUCUUUGAGCGGGCUCACGCUCUGCUGCUGCGCGCCCGGCCCGCCCCGCCCGACGACGCCACGCUGUGCGCCCUGGCGGCGCUGCGUCUGCAGAGAGGCAGCGGAGGCGCGCGCCCGGCGGCCACGGUGCUGGGUAGCUGGAAGCGGCUGCGGGGCCUGGGCCGAACCGAGGCCAUGGCUGCCUACCUGGCGCUGGCGGCGCAGUGUCCGGGGCUCGGCGCUGCUCGGUAUGACGUUCUGGAGCUGAGCACGGAGCCUGGUGGAGGUGCUCCACAGAAGCUUUGCCUGGGCCUGGGAGCCUCGGCCCUGUCCCUCUCCCGGCCUGGGGACACGGAGCCCAUCCACAGCGUCAGCUAUGGUCAUGUGGCCGCCUGCCAGCUGAUGGGCCCUCACACCCUGGCGCUGAGGGUCGGGGACAGCCAGCUUCUCCUGCAGAGCCCGCAGGUGGAAGAGAUCAUGCAUCUGGUGACUGCCUGCUUGGCCACCCCCUCCCCGGAGAGGCCUCCCUGCCAAGAGCGUCCAGACGCCUCCCCUCCCUGCCUGGACCGGGGCCUGGACAAGCCCCAGGGACAGCCUGGCUGCUUGGGGCAGCUGCAGGACUGAGCUUGCCAAAAUGUCACGGCUGCCUGCUGCUUCUGGCCCAGCCAGGGCUGCCCUGGGACCGGAGGAGACAUGGACCCUUUGGCCCUGCAGGGACAGGGCACACCCCACAAGCAAGGACCACGACGGGUGUGGGCACUUUUCUAGUUUGUUUCUUAAUUUAUUUGUAGAACAGGAGGGGGGAAAAAAAGCCUUAUUUACACAGACCCUUCUUGUGGGAGUGUUGUGGGAACAACUCCGGCUCCGCCCUUGACACCCACUCUUGGCCUUCAGGUGCAGGGGGCAUAUGCACCAUACCCCACCCUCCUGGGGCUCUGCUCUGCCCCUCUGCAACCACUGCCCUGGGGGUAGGCAUGUGGGAAGGGGGUGCGGCUGGGAGCUGUGAUUACUCAGCCUCUCCCCAUGGAUGGCAGAGGGGUGGCCUCCUGGCACCCCUGACUCACCAGGCCCACACUGCCCAGGUCCUACCUGGGAGCCUGGAUCUGGCCCCUGUGUGGGUCCAUCUCUGCUGUGCCCACGGCUUUGGGGAUGGCAGGGAGACGCCGGCAGGAGACCCAGAAACUUCCUGAAGAUGGAGUGGAGAUGUGCUUAGCCACUCAGGCCUGGUCCAGUUCGGCUCUGAUGGUGCCAGAACCAACUCAUCAGAACCACUCAAGGCCGAGCCCUGCUUCUGUGGUCGCCACACCCAUGGGACCAGUGGAGGGCCCUUGGGUGACUGACACUGGCCAACCUGAACAGGGAGCUGAGGCACAGAGGAGAUGCUACCAGAAUCCAGAGAAGGGUUCACUCUGGAGGAUCAAGUUGGCCCCCGGGGGGGGGUCGCCUGGCUGCUGUAGGUUUUGCAAGACCUGGUACGUGGUGAAAAGCAGAGUUCCUGCCAGCGUGACCACUAUCUGUCAGCAUCACCCAGAUUCAAGGGUAAACCCUUGCUGGGCGAGGUGCACAUGCCUGUAAUCGCAGCACUCGGGAGGCUGAGG
Octodon degus (degu) is the source of this 3504-nucleotide messenger RNA. It is a transcript of the gene Plekhh3, whose product is annotated as pleckstrin homology, MyTH4 and FERM domain containing H3. The record is from RefSeq and is a predicted model, not a curated record. NCBI's taxonomy places the organism in Eukaryota, Metazoa, Chordata, Mammalia, Rodentia, Octodontidae. The transcript is spliced from 14 exons. Bases 386 to 2530 code for a protein of 714 amino acids. Gene Ontology annotation, cellular component: cytoskeleton.